Molecule: messenger RNA, 2807 nt
Organism: Macrosteles quadrilineatus (aster leafhopper)
Lineage: Eukaryota; Metazoa; Arthropoda; Insecta; Hemiptera; Cicadellidae
Product: zinc finger protein 27-like
Exons: 1
Coding region: 21-1904 (627 amino acids)
Biological process (GO): regulation of transcription by RNA polymerase II
Cellular component (GO): nucleus
Molecular function (GO): RNA polymerase II cis-regulatory region sequence-specific DNA binding; DNA-binding transcription activator activity, RNA polymerase II-specific
Source: RefSeq, a predicted model, not a curated record
UAGAAAGUGCAAAGCUAAAAAUGCCAAAGCAAUCCAAAGAGCUUUUUCAUAAGUGUCCAAUAUGUGGACAAUCAUUAAAAAUGAAAUAUCAAGUGAAGGUUCAUAUAUUAAAACAUACGAACGAACACCCAUAUAAAUGCUUAACAUGCGGUAAAUCAUUUAAUAUGCUUAGUCACGUAAAAAGUCAUUUGUUGACACACUCUGGGAAGUCUCCUUAUAGGUGUGUUACAUGUGGGAAAUGCUUUGUAUCUAAAGGCAAAUUGAAAGUACAUACUAUGGUUCAUUCAGGAGAGCGACCUCAUAUAUGCAUUACUUGUGGAAAAUCGUUUGUAUAUAAAAGCAAUUUGAAAGAACAUAGAAUGGUUCAUACAGGAGAGCGACCUCAUAUUUGCAUUACUUGUGGAAAAUCCUUUGUAUCUAAAAGCAAAUUGAAAAAACAUACAAUGGUUCAUACAGGAGAGCGACCUCAUAAAUGCACUACAUGCGAAAAGUCCUUUGUAUCUACAAGCCAAUUGAAGCUACAUACAAUGGUUCAUACAGGAAAGCAACCUCAUAAAUGCAUUACAUGCGGAAAAUGCUUUGUAUCUACAAGCCAAUUGAAGCUACAUACAAUGGUUCAUACAGGAGAGCGACCUCAUAAGUGUAUUACAUGCGGAAAAUCCUUUGUAACUGAAAACAAAUUGAAAGUACAUAAAAUGGUUCAUUCAGGAGAGCGACCUCAUAUAUGCAUUACUUGUGGAAAAUCGUUUGUAUAUAAAAGCUAUUUUAAAAUACAUACAAUGGUUCAUACAGGAAAGGGACCUCAUAAAUGCAUUACAUGCGGAAAAUGCUUUGUAUCUAAAGGCAAAUUGAAAAUACAUACAAUGUUUCAUACAGGAGAGAGACCUCAUAUAUGCACUACUUGUGAAAAAUCCUUUGUAUCUAAAAGAAAAUUGAAAGUACAUACAAUGGAUCAUACAGGAGAGCGGCCUCAUAAAUGUAUUACAUGCGGAAAAUCCUUCGUAUAUGAAAGCAAUUUGAAAGAACAUAGAAUGCUUCAUACAGGAGAGCGACCUCAUAUUUGCAUUACUUGUGGAAAAUCCUUUGUAUCUAAAAGCAAUUUGAAAAAACAUACAAUGGUUCAUACAGGAGAGCGACCUCAUAAAUGCACUACAUGCGGAAAGUCCUUUGUAUCUACAAGCCAAUUGAAGCUACAUACAAUGGUUCAUACAGGAGAGCGACCUCAUAAGUGUAUUACAUGCGGAAAAUCCUUUGUAACUGAAAACAAAUUGAAAGUACAUACAAUGGUUCAUACAGAAGAGCGACCUCAUAAAUGUAUUACAUGCGGAAAAUCCUUUGUAUCUACAAGCCAAUUGAAGCUACAUACAAUGGUUCAUACAGGAGAGCGACCUCAUAAAUGCACUACAUGCGGAAAGUCCUUUGUAUCUACAAGCCAAUUGAAGCUACAUACAAUGGUUCAUACAGGAAAGCAACCUCAUAAAUGCACUACAUGCGGAAAGUCCUUUGUAUCUACAAGCCAAUUGAAGCUACAUACAAUGGUUCAUACAGGAAAGCAACCUCAUAAAUGCACUACAUGCGGAAAGUCCUUUGUAUCUACAAGCCAAUUGAAGCUACACACAAUGGUUCAUACAGGAGAGCGACCUCAUAAGUGUAUUACAUGCGGAAAAUCCUUUGUAACUGAAAACAAAUUGAAAGUACAUACAAUGGUUCAUACAGAAGAGCGACCUCAUAAAUGCACUACAUGUGGGAAAUCCUUUGUAUCUAAAAGCAAAUUGAAAGAACAUACAAUGGUUCAUACAGGAGAGAGACCUCAUAAGUGUAUUACAUGCGGAAAAUCCUUUGUAUUAAAAUAUAGUUAUGAAAGGCAUCUAUUAAUUCAUGGCAAUGGGCAUCCUUAUAAAUGAAAUACAUGUAAAAAAGCCUUCAAUUCAAAGGAUAAUUUGAAAAAGCAUAAAAUGUUUUUUAACUUUUUUCUGAUAAAGGGUGUGCCAAAAACUGUCAUUAGUUCCAAUCUUGGAAAAUUCAAAUGUAAACAUAUGUCAUGUCAUACAUCAUUUUAAAGUUAUUUAAUAGACAAACAUUUUACAGGAAGAAAAAUUAAUGAUCUGUUUCCGUUUCUAAAUAGUGGCAGUUUUUGGGAAUUUGAUUUUUGAAAAUUCGCAAAUGCUUAUUGUUUUCAAAUUGUACAAUAGUAAUAGGUAUUUAUGUAUGUUUGCACAAAGAUCUCAAAAUCGGCUUCGAAGAUUUUCUUUUCUUCAAAUGUUGUAAAUAUAUUACUUCUGGCCUAAAAACUAGUUUACUGCAGUUAGAAUUGCCAACGAAAAUCUAAUCAUGUAGAAAAAAGAAACGUACGGGAAUUCAGUAGUCAGAUAAAACCGUGUACAAUUCAGAUCGGCUAGUUUACACAUAAUAAAGACAAAGUUUCUUUCAGUUUUAAUGUGAAAAAUCAUCUUGUAAACAAAUGUUGUGUGACCAAAUGUGUUUUUAUUCCAUCAUAGACCUAUACGAUAUGCAUUUUAAAUCCGAUAGUUUUACAAUAAAACAGCAAUUCUGCAAUUUUUACGAUGUGAAAAGCGUUGAAGUGAGAUUUGCAGCCGAUUCACACAGACGCACACUGAUUAUAAGUAGCCUACAGUAGAGAGAGUAAUAGUCAAUUGAGAAGUGUAUAAAUAGACCUAGUCAACGAUACCACCUUCCAUAGCAUACCUGCCUCUUCCAUAAAUAUUAUCACCACAAUACAACUACUAUACACAAUUUCCAGUAGGUCUGGAUAGAAACAACCUAAAAUAAAACGAUAAUAUCCAAUA